Ostertagia ostertagi is the source of this 465-nucleotide messenger RNA. The record is from the annotation of a GenBank genome assembly. NCBI's taxonomy places the organism in Eukaryota, Metazoa, Nematoda, Chromadorea, Rhabditida, Trichostrongylidae.
AUGGAUCCUGUGGAUGAUUCUUUUAGUUCAUCUCAAAAUGCGGUGCCGGAUGCUCAUGUUGUUAAUUCGGUGCAGCUACUCAUUUUGCGUGAGACAUGGUUCCAUUCUAAAACUAAUAUGGCUCCGCUGCUUGGGGUUCGCAAAAGAGGUGGUGGAGUUGCAGUCAUGGUCAAAAGUCCUCAUUCGGCUUGCAUAGUUUUCAGCGAGUCAGUGCCUGACUCUUACGAAUCCUUAACUUGUGAUAUUUGGUUUUAUUCUUUGGAGAUUAGACUACUCAUUUUGCGUGAGACAUGGUUCCAUUCUAAAACUAAUAUGGCUCCGCUGCUUGGGGUUCGCAAAAGAGGUGGUGGAGUUGCAGUCAUGGUCAAAAGUCCUCAUUCGGCUUGCAUAGUUUUCAGCGAGUCAGUGCCUGACUCUUACGAAUCCUUAACUUGUGAUAUUUGGUUUUAUUCUUUGGAGAUUAGA